Humulus lupulus (European hop) is the source of this 2633-nucleotide messenger RNA. RefSeq lists its product as uncharacterized. Gene Ontology annotation, molecular function: protein binding. The record is from RefSeq and is a predicted model, not a curated record. Bases 196 to 2313 code for a protein of 705 amino acids. Gene Ontology annotation, cellular component: small-subunit processome; 90S preribosome; nucleus. The transcript has 16 exons. Gene Ontology annotation, biological process: maturation of SSU-rRNA from tricistronic rRNA transcript (SSU-rRNA, 5.8S rRNA, LSU-rRNA). NCBI's taxonomy places the organism in Eukaryota, Viridiplantae, Streptophyta, Magnoliopsida, Rosales, Cannabaceae.
CUCUUUGCAGCUUCGUUGCCGCCAUUCUUAAACCUUUGCCCAGAGGGCUUUUCUCUCUUUCUCUCACUUUCUCUUAGUCACCAUUACGGACCUGUCCCUCUAUAGAAUCCUUCUGCUUCCUUGUUUAACUCACUACAAAAUUCCUUAUCUUUGUUCACAAAUCGUUCCCUCAGUCACCUCCAUAACCAAGCGACAAUGGUCAAUAUACUGAAAGGACAACGUGGGGGUGUCAAGGGUGAGCACCUCAAGCAUGCCUCCAUUAAUGGGGUCGAUAUAUACACCAUAACUUCUCAGCAACGUUCCAUCCCCAGCUGGAUUGGUGAUAAGAAUCAGAAAGUUCCACGCAGAGUCAAACAAAAGGAUCAUGAUAUGGUCUCGUUGCUCCAGGACUUGUGGUUCGAAACUGCAACGACCAAGAUUAAGGCAACCCCUGAUGGAGAUUAUUUGAUGGCUUCAGGUAUCUAUCCUCCACAGGUGAAGGUAUAUGAGUUAAGCCAGCUUUCAAUGAAGUUCGAAAGGCACUUGGAUUCAGAGAUAAUUGAUUUUCAGAUUCUAAGUGACGAUUAUUCGAAGAUUGCAUUUCUAUGCACUGAUCGUACUGUUUACUUUCAUGCAAAAUAUGGAAAGCAUUGCACCAUGCGGAUUCCAAGAAUGGGAAGAGACAUUGCAUAUGAUUACUGGUCGUGUGACUUGUUUUGUGCUGCCUCCUCUCCGGAUUUAUACAGAAUUAACUUGGAACAGGGACGAUUUCUCUCUCCUCUUACCACUCAGUCUCCUGCACUAAAUGUAGUUUCUCGAAGCAAGGUCCAUGGACUAGUUGCUUGCGGUGGUGAGGAUGGUUCUGUGGAAUGUUUUGACAUGAGAAUGAGGUCUUCUGUUGGUAGAAUUAAUGCUGUUUCACCUGCUAGUGGUGCUUAUGAGGAGGUCACUGCAUUAGAGUUUGAUGGAGAUGCGGAUUUCGAAAUGGCGGUUGGAAGUAGUGGUGGAAAGGUUCUGAUCUAUGACUUGCGUUCAUCGCAGCCGGUACAAGUUAAGGAUCACAUGUAUGACAGCCCAAUAUUGAGUAUUCAGUGGCAUCAAGUUCUUGGUUCUGAACAGCCAAAGUUAAUCACCACUGAUAGUCAUAUCGUCAAAAUUUGGGACUCUAAAACGGGAGAUGGUAUGACAAGCAUUGAGCCGGCUGCUGGGAAAAUAAAUGAUAUAUGUGUAUUUAAGGACACUGGGUUAAUAUUGCUUGCUUUAGACAGCAGUCAGAUACCAGCUUACUUUUUGCCCGUCCUGGGACCUGCUCCCAAGUGGAGUCCUAGACUGCAACAGUGGGAAGAGCUAGAGCUAGAGGGCAAUAAAGAAUCAUUCAUUUAUGAUAAAACUAAAUUUUUGACUAAAGAAGAUCUUGACAAGUUGAAUUUGACCAAUCUUAUUGGUACGGAUCUUGUCAGAGCCUCCUUGCACGGAUACUUUGUUGAUUAUUCGGUCUAUUCGAAGGCUAAAGCAUUAGCAGAUCCUUCUUCAUACGAUAAAUAUAUUGAACAGAGAAAACAAGAAAAGCUGGAUAAAGAAUUAGCCAAUAGAAUUACAACCAAGAGGAAACUACCCAAAGUUAACCGGAAUCUGGCAAAGCAAAUUGCUGAGAACGAAGAGGCAGAAAAUGAGAAGAAAGAUGAUGAUGACAAGGACAUCCAAAAACCAUCCAGGAAAAAGAAGGCAAUUGGCAGUGACAUUUUUAAAGAUGACCGAUUUACAAAAAUGUUUGAAAGCAAGGACUUUGAAAUUGAUGAGUUUUCACAAGAGUAUCGGGCUCUACACCCUGUUGCUUCUACUAAGAAGCAACCAUCAUUGGUGGAGGAACAUUUUGAAUCUGUUUCAGAGGGUGAAGAGGCUUCUGAAAUAUCCAACUCAUCAGAAGAUGAGCUCAACAAUGAUCAGAGUAAAAUGAGAAAGAAAGGACCAGUUCCAAGAUUGCUUGAAGUCAAGGAUGAAAGGCAUGCAGAAGCAUUCUUCAAUCGCACAUCACUUGCAAAUGAGGAUUCCCUUCCCCUUGGGGAGAGACUGGUAUCUCUAAAUAAUAACCCACGUACUUCUAGUAUCCCAGAUGGUGUCAGGUUAGGACCUGGUGGAUCACGGGAGAUAUCGUUCUCAGCAAGAAGCUCAACCAAGUAUGUAGAGAAUACAGAGGGGAGUGGAAGGCGAGGUGAAGAUAGGAGGGGAGUUGGAUCAUUGGGGCUGAAAUCAACAUUUGGAGGCCGAGGGAGAGGAGGGCAUCGUGGGAGAGGAAGAGGACGGAGAGGGGGGCGUGGGAGAGGUCGUCGGUGAAUUGAGUCAUCUUAUCUUUUUUUGUUUACAAUCUUCUCUUUGAAUCUAGUUGUCAUUCUUUUUUGUUCCUGGCUUCUUCGACAUUUAAUUGUUUUAUUUGGUGAAUCUCUAUUCCAAGAUGGGACCAUGUGGACAAAGUUUCUAACUUAAAGAAGAAUGAGUUAUGCUUUCUAUUUAUUCUUUAUUUAAAAUAGAAAUGGUUGGGAAUUUAUGGUCCCAAUCCUAUGGAUGGAGUUCAGAGAAUCUUGUAUUGGACAGACCAAAAAAAUAGCAUAAAUUAUAAGAGGUUAUAUAUAUAUUUUCCAUCACUUUAUCAACAA